AUGGGUAGAAUUUCCUCCGCAGUAGAAAUCCCCGAAGAUCGUUGCCGACAUAGCCUUCCAGAAAAUGGCCGCUACUCUACUGAACCCCAUAAUUACCACCGUCUUAGCCCUAGCAUAAGCCGGAGCCGGAGUCCAAGCUACAGUCGAAGCCCGCCAACCAGGUAUGAUGAUAGAAAGAAACAGUUCCUCGAUCGAGAUUAUAGAAGCGGACGACAUGGAGAGUCUGAAUCGGAUGAAGAAUUGAAAAGUUUGGGAUUCGAAGAGUACAGGAGGCUUAAGCGCCAAAAAUUGAGAAAAUUGCUUAGGAACUGUAUUUGGAAUAGUACUCCCAGCCCUCCUAGGGAUCCAGAAGAAUCAUCAGAUUUGGAACCUGAGGAUGAAAUUACCAGGAAAGUUGAAGAAGAAAAAGAGAACAUAGAGGAUAAUAAAUUAAAGUCUGGUUAUAAAAGAGUGAGCAGCAAUUCGUCUGAGAGUGAAUCUGCAAGUGGUAACCUGUUUUUGGUCCAAAGAUAUGUUGAAUGGGGAGGGUCUGUCUUCUUCAAAUGCCGCGGUAAUGAUGGAGGAAGCAGUAGUUUCAGUUACGGGUCAAGGGCUGAUGACUUCUAUUCACAUUCUUCUCUUUCUUAUGAUAAAGAAAUAGCUGAUAAUGUCGUUGAGAGAUCACCAUAA
Molecule: messenger RNA, 669 nt
Organism: Fraxinus pennsylvanica
Lineage: Eukaryota; Viridiplantae; Streptophyta; Magnoliopsida; Lamiales; Oleaceae
Source: the annotation of a GenBank genome assembly